CGUAGCGUGGCGGGAAGAUAGUGAAAGUAACGAACCAUUGUGUUUUCGGAUAGAUCCUUCGUUUUUAACCAAGACUUUGGAGAUCUACAGACAGUAGAACUCCAACGGCAUGAUUGGUUCAAAAGCCAUGAGAGAACUGUCGUCGCUCAAACAAGAGCUAAAAUGCUGGGAAAAUAUGUUUGAACGAACCCAUGGCCGUAAGCCCAGCAAGGAUGAUAUCAGCACUGGUUCAGAAGAAAUACGAGAGUCUUACAAAAGAUACAGAACACUGAAAGAAUCAUUGUUGAAGAGAGAGACUGUAGAAUGCCAACAGGAUGACAGUGAGGAAGUUUUUGGCAAGAAUUUAAACAAGAAAAAGGCAGAUUUAAAGCUUUCUACAAUUCCAUUCCAUGCAAAGGAAUGGGCUGACAUUACACCUGUCAGAUUAUGUCAUGGACAGAGGCCUAAGAAAAGAGCUGAUAAAUCACCAACAAAAGAAAAAGCAACAGAGGAUAAUGUAGAUAAGGAUGUUUUAGAUGUCAAACAAUGUGAAAGUACAGAGAAAGAGGCAACCACAUUGAUAAAUUUGGAAAGUAACUUGCAAGAUGUUAGAGUGGUCGAUACCUCAGAGCAUACUUUGAAGUCUUUAACACAGAAAAGAACUGGUUCAAGCUUCCUGCUUCCUAAUCAUCAAUCAAGAAAUGUGAGAUUCAAGAAAAGGGGAGCAAUUUCCUCAGUAUGGCUUCAAAAAUGUAAACCUGAGUUGCCCCCAAAUGAAGACCAUCAAGUGUUGAACUUGGAUGAAUUACAAGAGAAUUUGUUUGAAUCAGAAAACAUUCCCUCCAAUGAGCAAGCAAACAUUGCUAUAGAAAAGGUCUUGGAUAAAGAAAACUGUACUUUUGCUAGACAAAAUGAAAUAAAUGUUGGUUCUCUUCCUGAGAUUGAUCUGGAAACUCAAAAGAAUACGGGUGUUGCAAAAGAUAGCAUAGGAAGGAAGAUGUCUCCUGGAACAGGAUUUAAGGCAGACAAGAAGUGGAGUGUUCAGGAGAGUAGUAACAAGGUGGAUGAUAAGACUGUUGCAUCAAAAUACAAAGACAGGGAAAAUAAAACACACCCAAAUGCAAAACAACAUUUGAAGGUCAGGGAUUUGCCUCAGACGUCACAGGAAAAAUGUCUGACUGGGUCUGUAUCUGUUGCUGAUCCUUUUGAGUCAGAUCAGAUGGGAAUGAAAACUGAUCCACUAGAAAUAACUGGGGAAGCUUCUCAAGAAAUUUCAAACCAUAAAAGAAAGGCUGAUGAAAGAACCUUUGAAUUGGAGAAACCUCACAAGAAGUUGAGAUGUGAAAAUGAUCAUGAAGAACAAGUCCAUGAAGAAAGCAAAUGGGAAGACGAAGAGAAGAAUCUGUCAAACAUAGCAGCUGAACCAGAGCUGCCACUCAGAACUGCUAAAGUAAAGGUGUCAUCAGGCCUUGUCAGUGACAAUUUCCAGAAGCUCAACAUGAAGCACCGUUCUUAUAGACGACGUGGAGGUGGUAUCAGUGGAUCUGCACACAAGAGAAGAGCAUGGAAGCAGAUCAUGAAAUCACGGGGUGAAUUUGUUCCACAGAAAAGUUGGUCAAGCAAGGGACAAAGUGGAAGGGGUGGAAGAUCUGGAACUUGUUUCAAGUGUGGACAAGAGGGUCAUUGGGCUAAGAACUGCAGAGGCCCUAAGAAAUCUCAAGCAGGGCCUAAAAUGGAAAAUAGUGAUCAAGAGAAUGAUGGCAUUGAUAUGGAUGAAUUUGAGCCACUGCCCUCUAUAGAAGAAGCUGCCUUAAUGGCUGCAGGAAUUCAUAGGGAUGAUGUACCACAGGGUGAAAAUCUUGCCAUCUUACCUCAUAAACUUCCAAGGCCAGUGGUCAUGCCACCCACCCCUCCCCCAGCAGUGGAGCCAUUCUAUCAGCCAGUGGAUGGAAAACCUGUUGAUACAACAAAUGAAGUGUUGUCUUCUUUGGAGAAAUUGGGAUUUUCAUCAUUCCGAUCAGGACAACAGGAAGCUGUCAUGAGAAUCCUAUGCGGGAUGUCGUCUCUUGUGGUGCUCUCAACUGGAGCUGGAAAAUCUCUUUGUUAUCAACUUCCUGCUUUUAUGUAUGCCCAACGCUCAUCAUGUUUAACACUAGUUAUUUCACCUCUUGUCUCUCUUAUGGAAGAUCAGAUUACUGGUCUUCCUCAUGGAUUAAAAGGUGCCUGCCUUCACACAAACCUCACUAAAGCCCAACGUCAGAAGGUAGUAGAAGACCUGUGCUCUGGUAAGGUGUCUGUCCUACUUCUCUCCCCUGAGGCCCUGGUAGGAGGGGGUUCGGGAAAUGGGUGCCUUCCUUCUGUUUCACAGCUACCACAGAUUGCUUUCGCUUGCAUAGAUGAAGCUCACUGUGUUUCUGAGUGGUCACACAACUUUCGGCCUUCUUACCUUAGAGUUUGCAAGGUCCUUCGGGAGAAGUUCGGUGUGCGUUGUUUUCUGGGAUUGACAGCCACUGCCACACGUGCAACGGCUGCCUCGGUCGCUGAGCACCUUGGGAUUGCACACGAUCCUGAGGCUGUGAUCAGAGGUGGAGCUGUACCACCUAACUUGUUCUUGUCUGUGUCAUGCGACACUGAUAAGACCCAGGCAUUGUUGCAGUUGCUUCAAGGCCGCCGCUUUUUACACUGUGAUUCAAUUAUAAUCUACUGCACUAGACGAGAACAGACCGAGAAGCUGGCGUCGACCUUACGCACGUGCUUACAGAGCACCAGGCUGGCUUCCGGCUGGAAUGGCUUGGAAGAAUCAGUAGACGAAGGAGAUGCAGAGGAGCCUGGGAAGACCAAAACGAAAUCCAAAGGAAAACGCAAGAAGAAGACAGCCAAAGCGACCGUCCCCAAAUGGGAUGCCGAAUGCUACCAUGCCGGACUAUCUGCCGCCCAAAGACGUCGUGUCCAGAAGCGCUUCAUGACAGGUCAGCUGCGUAUUGUGGUGGCGACUGUAGCAUUUGGCAUGGGUCUGGAUAAAUCAGAUGUUCGAGCUAUAAUCCAUUAUAACUUACCGCGCAGCUUUGAGAGUUAUGUGCAGGAGAUUGGCCGUGCGGGACGGGACGGGAAUCCGUCGCACUGUCACGUGUUUUUGGAUCCCGAGGGUAAAGACAUGUGCGAACUUCGUCGGCACGUUUACGCCAACACAGUGGACCGCUCUUCUCUUAAGAAGCUGGUCCAAAGGACAUUUCCACGUUGUGAUUGUAGAGAACUUCAGAGACAACAAAAAGAACGGCAGCAGGUUGCUGUAAAGAGUGAUUCUAAUGACUAUUUGGAUCUAGAAGGAGAUUAUGACAACAUCAUAGAUACUAACAUGGAGGCUGAAUUACAAGCUUUUGAGCAAAAGUACCAGAGGGAGCUGGAAGUGCGGGAGGAUACUGAUGAGAGGCAAAAAAUAGAAAGAGAAGAAGGAAGUGAAUUAAAUCUGAAGUUAGAUGAGCCUGAUAUUGAUCCUCUAGGAGACAACAAUAUCGAGCAUCCCAGCCUUGAAAAUAGUGUCAAAGGAACUUUAGACUCAAAUCCUCCUAGUGAAUCCAAUACAAGCGCGAAAUCCACAGAAUUCGCUGACAAUAAUCUACAGCCGGCUGAUCAAGUGAAUGCUCAUCGUGUAUGUGGUGGUCACCCGGUCGCUAUGGUAACAGAUGUCAUUGUUCAGGAGCUCGACCUCCGUGAAGAGAGCAUUGCCACUUUACUCUGCUACCUGGAGUUGCACCCUUCCCGCUGGCUAGAAGUACUGCAGCCCGUCAAAUCAACCUGCACGGUGAAGUUUUACGGAGGUCAUGCACAGUUGAGGGAAGUGGCGCAGAAAAUUCCACCAAUUGCUGCUGCUGUGUCGCACACCAGUACAACGCUUGCUAAUUUCAAAAAAUCAGGAACAUUAACUUUCCCGGUGGUAGAGUUGGCUGACAAGAUGGGCUGGGACCUGGCGCCAGUUUGUCGUGAAUUGAGAGCACUUCAGUGGAACACAUCAUUGUCACGUGAACAUUCUCUUUCAAACAUGGGGCAAUCCGGGAUCUUAGUGGAGUUCUCGGAUUUGUCCAUACAUGUUAGAGCGCCUGGGGACCUCUCAGACUCAGAGCGUGACAGUAUUUGCGAUUUCCUCGAGGAUCGCAUACUGGCCGAAGAGAGAACUCAACUGCAACAGCUCCAGUUCGUCUAUGACUCACUGAAAAGCGUUUCGUUCUCGGAGUUUUGGCAAUGCGCUGACGCCGUAGACGAUGAAGCUGAUAACCAGCUAAAACGAAUCGUCAAAAGCUAUUUUGAGGAUUGCAACGACAAAACAAAAGAGGAGCUUGCAACUUUGGCAGAAGCCAGAAAAGCCUCAAGGGUUAUCCGUUCCAGUAUCACGCGUGAAGAUCACGUGAAUUGGGACGGUAUUGCACGUGAUAUUAGAGCCUUGCUAGGAGUCCACCACGAUCACUCUUUUACAGGUCGUGCUGUUGCGCGAAUAUUUCACGGUAUUGAUAGCCCGUGUUAUCCAGCCGAGGUCUGGGGUCGUGAUCGCCGUUUUUGGAGGAAACAUUUGGACGUAGAGUUUAACAGUUUGCGAAAAUUUGCCACUCAAGAACUAAUUAGGUUCAGAUGAGACUUAAUUGAGGAAAUAUUACGGCAGAGAAAUAUGAAAUACUAUGUAAUAAAUGCUAUAUUUAUUUUUCGAUCAA
Messenger RNA from Pocillopora damicornis (cauliflower coral), 4682 nucleotides. Its product is annotated as ATP-dependent DNA helicase Q4. The record is from RefSeq and is a predicted model, not a curated record. NCBI's taxonomy places the organism in Eukaryota, Metazoa, Cnidaria, Anthozoa, Scleractinia, Pocilloporidae. Gene Ontology annotation, molecular function: nucleic acid binding; four-way junction helicase activity; ATP binding. Gene Ontology annotation, cellular component: nucleus; cytoplasm; chromosome. Gene Ontology annotation, biological process: double-strand break repair via homologous recombination; DNA replication.